UUAAUAUGUAAUUUAAUCAUUUGGAAAAACUUUGUCGAAAUCAUCUUACAUAUUACAACGGAAGCAAAGCCAAUCUCUUUAACUUUUUUUUUCUUAAGUUUACGAGUCGAUGGCUCAAUAUUGCGAUCCGUUCUCUGCUCAGGCCUGUCCGAAUCCAGAGGUGUUAGUUGAUCGUAUUCAGCUCAUUCCCGCCAGCCACUUCGAACAACAGUGCAGAAAGCACGACGCCUAUUUUAAAUGUAUGUACAAAUACGGAGGAUCUUGCGAUGCACAUUCACGGUUGAAGUGGGAACCUCUUCGAUUUCAAACAGAUUUUAUCUGCGGUACUGGUAAAACAGCCUACCUGAAUCACGCUGACUGCUGGUCCAACUCGACAAGUGGGAAACUCGUGGACUGCAGCCGGGACUUUCAGGACGACAUCUUCGGCGAACCGUGUGGGGCAUUAACAAAGUACGUAUCGUGUGCUGAAGCAAGUAUCAGUAGUGUGUGCAGAAAAGGGGCAGAGGAGGUCAUGAAGAACAUGGCCGAGAAGUACACGUACCCGAUGCGGCGUGCAUUUAAGUGUCUCGUCGAGGCGGAGCAAGAUGCGGUAACAACAGAGGUCAUAUCAACUGACAGUCACGUGGACAUCUUGAACAACGUUAACACCAUAUCAGAUUUUCUUACGACCGUCACGGCGUCGACCCAAGCUCCAGACGUCAGUACGUCAUCUGGUGAUGUAACGACUGAUACUGUCCCACAGAACACUUCCGUGUGGACUGGUACCACACCAUAUGACAGUUCAGCAAAUAGUCAGCACCAAACGGUUUCAGCAUUGUACAUAACCUUUUUUGCUAAUUUCUGCAUUGCUACUGUUCGUAUGUUUUGUUCAAGUUAAGUAAACAAACAAAUAAAACUAAGCAAACUAAACCAAAACAAAACAAAACAAGAAACAAAAAAGCCUCCGAUAAUUUGAAAUUUGCGUAAACCAGUUAUGGGUUAUUGACAAAUAAAA
Messenger RNA from Gigantopelta aegis, 994 nucleotides. RefSeq lists its product as uncharacterized. Lineage: Eukaryota; Metazoa; Mollusca; Gastropoda; Neomphalida; Peltospiridae. Bases 110 to 877 code for a protein of 255 amino acids. The transcript has 5 exons. The record is from RefSeq and is a predicted model, not a curated record.